Thermothelomyces thermophilus ATCC 42464 is the source of this 2334-nucleotide messenger RNA. RefSeq lists its product as uncharacterized. The transcript has a single exon. The record is from RefSeq and is a predicted model, not a curated record. Bases 392 to 1732 code for a protein of 446 amino acids. Lineage: Eukaryota; Fungi; Ascomycota; Sordariomycetes; Sordariales; Chaetomiaceae.
UGCCCAGCGCCCUACCCACCCUUCGUUUCAGGCAUGGUUUGUGGCCUUCCCUUGUUCCCCGUUGCAGCCCACGCCGCACUGGUGCCUUUUUCUGCCCUGGGAUCCCAUCAUUCGAACCCUGCAUGACCGGGAAUGGACAGCAGCCUCCCUCUUGGUUAUCUUUCGGGGGUUUGGUUUGACUGCUGAUCGCGGCAGCAGCGUCGCUUCUGACCACAACCAACGAUGCCACCCCCGAGGAUGCGGUAAAUUGGUUCCUACUACUGAUACCCUGAGGCCUGAGCCAAAGUUAGUCGCCCGCCCGCUGGUUCAUCGCCCGCUGCUCGCCGCCGCACCUCGAAAUCGUUAUUUUGCGACUUUGACGGCAGCGACGGCAGCUGGCGCUCAGAAAACCAUGAUUCUGAGGGAUCUGAGGCGCCUGGCCCUCUUGGUCGGGCCCUUCGCGGUCCUGCUGCUGCUGAGCGCCAGCCUCUGGCGGUCGCACACCGACGGCCUGCGCUCCCAGGUCGGCGCCUUUCUCGUCACUUACGGGCCGUCCGCGUCCCGGUCGUCGUCGUCGUCGUCGUCGUCGUCGUCGUCCGCCUCGUUGCGCAAGCCGCGGCUGACCCCAAACGAGACACACUACGAGGUCUUCUCCCAGUCCACCCCCGACGCCGAGUUCUUCGACAUCCGCUUCGACGAGGACGUCUUAACCCCGAGUGUCAUCCCCCAUCCGAAGCUCAACGAUACCUGGUACGUGGUGGCCCAGCUGCCCGCCAAGCGCGAGAAGGGCGGCAUCGACGUGUGGGCCGAAGAGGUCGGCUGCCUCGCCCAGUUCUACAAGGGUGCCCUGAUGUGCAUCGAGAACACACAGCCGCUCCCCUACGAGCCGACCCUGAACGGGAACUGCAAGGGAAACGUCGAACUCCUGAACCUCCAGCGCGGGCCCCGCGAGGCCCGCGUCUUCUUCGGGCCCAAGAACCCCUGGACCGCCUACGGCUCCAACAGCGCGAUAGGCUGCUAUGGCCAGUUUAUCCAGGACUUCCGCGCCCUCGACGUCCUGGCCCCCGAGUGGACGGCCAACGCCGCCCACCCCGACUUCCGCGUCGGGUCCGAGAUCCGGCGGUCGCCGCAAUCUAACCCCGUGCAGAAGGACUACUUCCUCUUCUGGGACAAGGACGACGCGAUGCACGUGCACUACAACAUGUUCCCGACCCGGGGUUACGCGAAGCUCGAGGCCCAGGGCAAGACCGGGCCGGAUCUUGCUGGCAAGACGGCCAAGUCGGACACCAAGUGCCUCCGCCGCUACCUUCCCAAGCUGUCGGACAAGUCCCAGUCGAUCCGGCAGGCGACCAACUCGCUCCGCGUCACCCUGUGCAGCCGCGCCGAAGCGAAGUGCACGCCGCACGACGGGAACACCUUCAUCAUGACCCUGGUCCAGCACCAGACCGAUUUCGUCCACCACAGCGAGUACGAGCCCUACGUCGUCCUCUUCCGGCAGCACCCGCCCUUCGAGCUGUACGCCGUCUCCCGCCGGCCGCUCUGGAUCAGCGGGCGCACCCGCCGCGAGGGCCUGCCCGCCGACAUCGUCUCCGUCACCUCGGUCAACUGGAGGGACCGUGGCCUCAACUACCACGGCUAUCUCGACGACGUCGUCAUGCUCGCCUUCCAGUAUGGCAACAGGCACUCGGCCGGCAUCGACGUCCGCGCCGGCGACCUGCUCGUUGACCUGGGUCUUUGCCAGGACAGCUCAUGAUUGGCGAUAUCGUUUCCGCCAUCCUCCCCGUCGUCCUUCACUCUUUUUUUUUUUUCUUACCCGCUUGUAUUUCAUCCUCACGCAGUCCUAGGAUUGACUGUACUUAGUGGUGUGACGAUGGCGGCCCUUCUUUUCAGUCAUGUACUAAUCAAUAAAUGUACAUGGCUCGGGAUCACGGAGUUCGGGAGUCUGUUGCGCAUUGGGAAGCUAGAGGCAGUAUCUGCCGGGGGUGGUAAAUCUGGUACUGCCAGUUGGCCUCAGAGAGGAGGCUGAGUUACUCCUCUUUCCGUUUACUAUAUACCCUCUACUGGAUAUGAACUUCCUCCUUCUUCUUCCCGCAUGCAUGCCUUACCUGUUCUCCUGCUUCCUUGCAACGGUCUGUCGCCCAUAGCAAAGUGGUGCAGGAGCGACACCCUCCCUCACUCCGUUCUCCCUUUGGCCGACGCUUCCUGCGGAUGCUAAGACCCUAGACCUUCCUUGCGCCUUCUCUCCUCUGCCCAACAACCCUCCCGGGGGUGCCGACUCGGAUCAACACCAAGCAAGAAAAAGGCGCCGAUUUCCGCGCCCUCCCGGGCCGCUCCCGUGCAUCUCAACUCGCACAC